GUUCAUUUCAAACCCUUCGCCCGUUCUUUUCCUAGAAUGCAUACCUAACUACCCAUUUGUCAUAUCAGUAUUGCAAUAUCCCCUCAUUAAGGCCUCUACGUGCCGAAAAGCUCUCUUUAGAUGGCGGAAGAAGUAUACGAGAUACAGAACAGAGCUUUAGAUACCCAAGCGCAAACCCAUAUUCCCAAAACCGAGAGGGCAGACACCACACGGAACUCCACACAUUCUUCUAUCACAGCGCGAGAACCUGCGACCACAAAACUUAAGCUAAAUGCCUAUCCUCUCUUAAUUCUCUGCGUUUACAUGAUGCUCGCUUUGGUGGCAUGGAUUUUUACUUGCGUGGCAAGCCAACACCCAAUUCGAGGCCUAAAGUCGUACACCGGACCGAGUGACUAUAGAGUUGACGAGCUUCACUUUUUCCACGUUAACGAGAAGUAUAUCAGAGGUACCGAAAUUCUGAGGAGUAUUGUGACGCUCCUGACAAUCCCUGUUACGUCGGCUAUCUGCUCCAUGGCUGCUGUGGCAUACAUGCAGGCUGGAAGUCUGCGACGAGACCUGUCUUUGAGACAGCUGAUGGCUUUGGCAGACCAGGGAUGGGCCAGUCCUCGGAUAUGGAUGAAGUUGGUUGAUGUUCGAGGAAAGUUGAUUAUAAUGAAGGCAGGCAGCCUGCCGCUAUUUAUUGCUUUCACUCUGACGCUCAUUGGAAGCAUAUCCCAGAUCAUGCAAGAAACCCUUGCCACAACCAAAACAAUCAAGGGCAGCGUCGACGUUCCCCAGUCAAUUCCUAGUCUAGUCGACAUACCCAACAUCUUCAACCUCGAUGGAUAUCAGAACUAUGACGAUGGAGAGCUUGUCUAUGUGCUUCGGAACCUUAUAGAUACCGCAACCAAAUACGACGCCCAGCCUAACAUGUGGUCCCACGAGGGUACUUUACCUAGCAACGGCCGCUAUAUAGACUCCAGAUACAGCCAUCCGGAUGUGUUCAUCUCGGAAAUCCCUGCGAAUUUCAGCACCGGAGUGUACAACACACCUCAAUUUGUCCCACGCAUGAACUCGACUACGAACUACACCCGGGUUCUUGAAGGAGACUUUACCUCUAAUUGUCGAAACGAAACGGAUACGGGUGGGUUCUAUGCCCAAUACACUAGCAGAGGAUAUGUGGAGCACUCCCUAAUAGCAUGCAUGGCCAGCGAUCUGCGCAAUUCUCCCUGGAAGCCGACACGCGACCGACAAGAUAUCACCGAAACUCUGUACCUGAACAUCACAACCGGUUCAAUUUCAUCCUCAAACUCAGAAUUCUAUCGCGCCACUGUCUGGACGACUCUUGGCUACUUCGAGCUUCCCAGAGAAGCGAACGGGAACCAGCCAGGGCCUUUGCUCGCCAAAGAUCCCAUCCCAAAAAACUCGAAGCAGUUAAGAUACGCAGCAAAUGGCCGCACAAACUAUCACCCACGAGACGCGGUCUCCAAUAUUAGUACCACAAACCUUGGUAACGAGACUCUCAUCGCUGUAACCCACAAAGGCCCCCUACUUUCCCUUACUCUAGCAUUGUUUGGCAACGGAUCCUACAUCGAAACGCGGCUGCAACACCCAGAAGCCUACAUUGAAACGCGGCCUGCCUUUAACGACCAAAACACUCGCCGCCCGUUUACCGAUCUCUGCGUCGCUCUGCGCCCGUUUGCACUCUAUCAGGAUCGCGGGUGUAUCACCGACUGGGAUAUGAUCAGUGAUGAGUCAAGCAUAAUGUCUGGUUGGCUGUUUCCAUUCACCCACAAUAUGCCCAGCUUCCAGAGUGCGAUGGACGCGGGCGUGUUCCUGGCGAAUAGAUUAUUCCUGACGAGAGGAGUUCUAAUGGAUGAUCAUAAGAGUAGGAAUUUGCAAGUUUGGUAUGAGAAGGGUGUAGACACCAUAAGAUUAGAGAUGUCGCACCGGGCCAUGAUCGCUGGAUCCGUAUUCCUCGGACUCCAUCUAUUCGGCCUGCUUUGCCUUGCGAUGUAUGUGUUCGUUAUGAUGCCUUGGGCAAAUAAUUUGGGAGCGGAGGUUAUGUUAAGAGUUGGCGCGAGCUAUGUAGGUCAGCUUGGGGUGGCGGAGGGAGCUGGCUGGGAGGCGGUGUAUGAUGAAUUACCCGGGUAUAUUGGGGAUGCGAGACCAGAGGGAGAGAUUGGAAGGGUGGAGAUGGGGGCUGGGGCGGCGAUCAGGGCGGGGAGGAGGAGAUAUGAAUAUAUGAGGUAG
Messenger RNA from Lindgomyces ingoldianus, 2232 nucleotides. RefSeq lists its product as uncharacterized. The record is from RefSeq and is a predicted model, not a curated record. Bases 121 to 2232 code for a protein of 703 amino acids. NCBI's taxonomy places the organism in Eukaryota, Fungi, Ascomycota, Dothideomycetes, Pleosporales, Lindgomycetaceae. The transcript has 2 exons.